This is a messenger RNA of Hyla sarda, 2323 nucleotides long. RefSeq names its product proline rich 15 (gene PRR15). The transcript has 2 exons. The record is from RefSeq and is a predicted model, not a curated record. The coding region runs from base 115 to 489 and encodes 124 amino acids. Lineage: Eukaryota; Metazoa; Chordata; Amphibia; Anura; Hylidae.
CACACCUCCAUGUGCCAUCAAUGACCACCACAUCUGCAGCUAUGUUUUGGGCAGAAGGUUGAUUAGGAGAAAUCAAACAUCUUCCUAUCAACUUGGACCAAAGGAUAAAGCGCCAUGGCAGAGAGUGCUACAGGAAAGACUAGCACCAACAACUGGUGGAAGUCACUGACUGUUCGUAAAAAGCCUAAAGAGAUUUCUGUCUAUACUUCAGAAAGUUCUGAGGACAGAUCAUGGGGAAUUGGUGGUGGAUCUCUGAGUUCCUCCCCUGGAUCUAGAGAAAAUCAACACCCAAAUUCAAUGUCUGGUGGUGCAACAGAACUUAAUAAUGAUGCCAAGUCAGAUAAGUCAGCCAACACUGGUAGGAGGAACCUCAAGAUUUCUCGUUCUGGAAGAUUUAAGGAGAAGAGGAAAGUGCGCGCCACUCUGCCAGAGAGCACUAAGUUCUUUCAGGAGAACCCAUCUUCACAUUCAAAUGAUGAGAGACAAUGAAGUCUUUGGAAUCUCCAAGCUAAAGACUUAUCAAACCUUGCAUCAAAGGGCUGCUGAUGGGCUAAUUCUGCUAUCUUUUCUAUGUUUUCAUUGGCACCAACACUUGGCAUUAUGUCACUGUGGUGAAAUGCCUUUAUUAUUGGUACGUGAGUUAGUCCAUUACACCAUAUAACAAGGACUUUUUAGAUGGAUGAUAUUGUGUAUUUCAGAGACAAAGGGCAAAAAACCCUUUCCGUCCAAAGGUUUGUUUCAGUCAAAGUUAAUUGCAUUUAUAAAAUGUAAUUGUAUAAUAGAUUUAUCUAUGAAGAGAUAAACUCUAGAAAAACAAGGACAUUCAUGGAAAUUCAUUGAAAAUGAAAAUUAAGUCCUGUACUUGAUAUAUGGUGCUAAGAUUUAGCAUUAAUUAUUAUUGCAUUACUGAUGAUUGAGAUGAACAGAGAUCACAGUGUUCUUUAAAAUGUGGAACUGCAACUCUCAGCAUGCUGGCAGUAGUAGUUGUACAACAGCUAAGGAGCCCCAGGUAGAAAACCACUGCUUUUUCUCUUCUCUCAUAUCACCAUUUAGCUGUAUUAACAUGUCUGCUCUAAUAGCACUAUGCUUUUCAUGAAACCCAGCAAUGAAGGUGAUUGUUAGGCCCUGUUCACAUUACAGCUUGGCCUUCUGUCAGGAGUAUACAUUGUCAGGACUUCUGACUUAUAUCUCUGAUAAAGGCAGCUACGUAAGUUAUGUUUAAGGUAUACUGUAACAUAUGAGUCUCUGGGAAGCUCUGAUGAUGUCCAUAUACUGAUAUAUUGAUAUAUGUAACUGUCUAAAUAUUGGAUGUUUAUUUCGGAGCCUACCCAGGAAAGUCAAGUCUUCCUCCCAAUGUCACCCAGCACUGUGGUACUGUUAACAACCACCAGACGCACAUUUCUGUAUGAUGACUGUCUGUAGUACCACCAUUUUGGAGGUAGUAUAAAAAUGGACAGCCUUCAAGAAGUACUAGUGACUGUGUCCAUGAAUGGAUGGUAAAGCCACUGGAGAUACCCAAGUCUCCUUACUCUGGCAUCUGUUACCUAUAGGCUAAUUUGGUAUUCAUUUAAUGGACACUUUUUUUUAUAAGUAUCCCAGAGCCUCUAUCUGGCUGGUGGAAAGGCGUAGUCCAUCAGCCAGAUAGAGGCCAACUUUCUUUUGGUCGCCUUCUGACAAUGAAACCCUAUGAACACAUUUAUUAUGUAAUUCGGGAGGUUUACUGAUCUACACGAUAAACGUAGGGGCAAAUGUAUUGUGAACAGGGCCUAAAUUUUAGAAAUGUCAGCUUACUGUUAGAGAUUUCAUGAUUGAAGCAUUCAUUAUUUAUUUUUUUAAAGAGGAGAUUUCUAUAUCCAAAUAUUUUUUUACAUUCUGAUAAAAUUACAAUUUAUUUCUGAAGGUGCAUAAAUAAAUGAUAAAACGUAGGCCUUUUUUGAGGAAGGCUAAAAGGAUUUACUGCUUUGAAGAGUCGCUGAGCAGAUUAAUUUUGUUCUGAUUUAGAACCUUUAAUAAGAAUUACUCUCUUCGAAUGCAAUUUGAACUGGAAUAUGUUCAUAGUUUUCUAGUCGUGUAAUAAGGGAAGGGCUGCUUUUGUAUGUUUGAAAAACUUCUGAUCAAAUAUUUUGUAAUUGGCAUUAGUUCAUGGAGGAGAAUGCUGAAAUGCAAUUGUUCUAAUGAAUAUUAAAAAAUGCUGACAAUGAGCAGUGAUUGAUCACUUUAUCAUGAAUGUUUUUGUUAAACCUUAAAGGAGUACUCUGGGAAAGUUUUUAUUUUAUUUUUUUUAUAAACAUUCCCAUUUUGUCAAGUAUAUAAAAAAUAAACA